ACUUUCCGGAUGUGCAAGAAAGUUAUCCGUGUUCCCAGAAGCUGUCAGACAACUAUCUUUGUAAUACUAGACAUCUAGCUUGCAUGAACAAUAGUAUUUGAUAAAUAACUAGCGACCGUGGACAUUAUAAGUAACUCGCUAGUCAAGUUGUAAUUAAAUAUAAUAGACGUUUCCGAUAGCCACAAGGCCGGAAUAUUUUAAAAGGAGAUGGACGACGACGUACUAACAACCCUAAAAAUACUGAUCAUUGGAGAAAGUGGUGUUGGAAAGUCCAGUCUCCUGCUGAGGUUUACAGAUGACACGUUUGAUCCAGAACUAGCAGCAACAAUUGGUGUCGACUUCAAAGUGAAGACUAUCUCGGUGGACGGUAACAAGGCGAAGUUGGCAAUAUGGGACACGGCCGGCCAGGAGCGUUUCCGCACCCUGACGCCAAGCUACUACCGCGGGGCCCAAGGAGUCAUCCUGGUGUAUGACGUCACGCGCAGGGACACCUUCGCCAAGCUGGACAACUGGCUGAACGAGCUGGAGACGUACUGUACGAGGAACGACCUGGUGAAGAUGCUGGUGGGGAACAAGAUAGAUAAGGAAAACCACGAACUGGACAGGAACGAAGGGCUGAAGUUCGCAAGAAAACAUUCCAUGCUUUUUAUAGAGGCCAGUGCUAAGACGAAGGACGGGGUCCAGUGUGCGUUUGAGGAGCUGGUGGAGAAGAUCAUCCAGACCCCGGGGCUGUGGCAGAGUGACAGCCAGGGCCGAGGGCUCAAGCUGACCCCCCAGGAGCCCGGUGCUGGGGGGGGCCGCUGUGGGGGGUACUGCUCCCUGGUGUGAGCCACACGCGUUCAAACACACACACACUACUUAAACCCUCACGCAUGCAUGCAUACACACACACACACACACAGUACCUAAACGUAAACACACACACACUACUUAAAUACACGCCUAUGCACAGUGAGUCGACAUGGAUUUUACAUGCACUAAGAUGGAUUUGUUUGCUUCAUGCACACACACACACACACACACUACCAAAAACUGACAGGGUCUGCCGUGAGUGGAGACGCGAUGGAUUCUGCACAGGCUGUGUGGCCCGUCUCUCUGACAUGCAGGCAACCCUCCCCAGCAGUGUGGAUGUCUGCUGCGCUCUUCCUCAUAUCAUGACUGCACCCUCAACUCUGCUUCUGCCUGUCCACCCUUAUCCCUGUCCACCCCACCACAUGGACAACAUGUGCGUAUUAACUGGUAAUGAAGGCUGAUUCCCUGUUUGUCUUAUUGGUUUGUUUUGGUCUUUUUUUUGUCACCCCUUUUGUAUUUCUAUAGCUUCUGUUGUUGUUUUUUUUUUUGUUGUUGUUGUGUUUUUUUCUCCAUAUGUCUAUAUAUAUAUUUUCUCUAUAUAUGUCAUGAACUUCGUCCAGUGCCAGCGUGCACGUCAUUGUUCGAAAGCAUGACUCUGUUGCACCCUCAUGCCAUGUUCCCUCGGGGACGGAGGCUCAGCUACGAGCCCUCCAGGUUGGCCGUCUCUGACAGCUCCAGCUGUCCUGUUAUCCAUGUUCCUCACCAGGCUACAACUGUGUCUACGUCCGCCUGGCAGGCCUCUCUGGUCGUAACGGAACCACCAAGCUGCUGGAGCCACGGUUUACUACUUUUAUUGAGUUGGACUCCAAACUUUCAGCAGGUUUUGAAGGGUGCAUAAAUCAUACCGAUUGGCACCGGGCGCCUCUAUUGUGUGUUCUAGAAUUUUGUUGUUUUUUUGUUGUUUUUUUUUCCUCUCAAAGGCAUAAUGCUUUUUUUUUAUUUCUUUUUUUAUUGAACAGGGAGUGUAGCUAGCCUUUGGGUUCUGUGCCCUGCUCACACAGACGUCAACAGAGGAUUAUCAGUGCUAGCCAUGCCGCAGCUUCUCAUAGACCAGUGGAAAAAUGAAAAUGCAAGAAAAGGUUUGCUAUAUUAAAGAACACCAUGAGUCAUGCAUGACUGUUUCCAGUGGGAUUGGGAAGCACGGAGAAGGUAUUCAAGGCCCAGCAAAUUACUUUCACAGCACCCCUGUCUCAUCAUGUUCAACCUGAGCAUGCGGUUCAUAAACUGUCCCUCGAACACCUCUGACCUUAUCCUUGAGCGCUGGAAUUCUGGGAAGUGUAUUUUAUUCGGGUGACCUGACCUGUUGACCCAGAAUGGAAGCCUUGUAGUGAUGCCUUUAUGUCUAAAUUAAUUACAAUCAAAUUAGCUUUUUUUUUUUUUGUAUUAAUAGUCUGGCUUCUUGGUUUGUUUUGAUGGAAGACCUGAACAGUAUACAGUAUAUAGUUUUCCAUCAUUCGUGUAACAUUUGCCUUCUUUGAUCAACCUUUUCUUAAAGGUUGAUUACAUAGUAUUGAAUAAAUAAGACAUUAUGCCUGAUAUUAUUAUAAGAUGGACCUGACUCUUGAACUUGUUUCCUGUUUAUAUGUGGAAGCAUAGAAAUACAUGUAAAAGGCUCUGUGUAUUUAGAACUCUGAAAUAUGUAUAAUUCCUACAUGAAUUGUGAAACUGAAUGUAUACAUAUUGACAUAAUAAACCGCCCUUCUGUAUGUAUUAAACUAAAUAAAAAGUACUUUUUAA
This is a messenger RNA of Osmerus eperlanus (European smelt), 2589 nucleotides long. RefSeq names its product RAB18A, member RAS oncogene family (gene rab18a). Gene Ontology annotation, molecular function: GTP binding; GTPase activity. Bases 208 to 828 code for a protein of 206 amino acids. The record is from RefSeq and is a predicted model, not a curated record. Gene Ontology annotation, biological process: vesicle-mediated transport. The transcript has 7 exons. NCBI's taxonomy places the organism in Eukaryota, Metazoa, Chordata, Actinopteri, Osmeriformes, Osmeridae.